Molecule: messenger RNA, 1361 nt
Organism: Tupaia belangeri chinensis (Chinese tree shrew)
Lineage: Eukaryota; Metazoa; Chordata; Mammalia; Scandentia; Tupaiidae
Gene: TSLIG1
Product: tRNA splicing ligase complex subunit 1
Exons: 7
Coding region: 482-985 (167 amino acids)
Biological process (GO): tRNA splicing, via endonucleolytic cleavage and ligation
Cellular component (GO): tRNA-splicing ligase complex
Source: RefSeq, a predicted model, not a curated record
CCCUUGCCGCGCCACAGCCUACUUCCAAGGAUUGCGCGGGGGCUGAUGGGACUGCACCCGUCCCCAGUCACGUGACGGGGGAUGGCCGCACGGCCCCGGGGACGGCCAUUUUCUUCAAGCCCGCUAAGCCUGCGACUCCGGAGUACGAAGUCUCGGAUGCUUCCGGGUCUAACUAUCAACUCUAGGAGCAGGCAGAGGGAAGAGGCCUCCGUAGUUAGACUCAGGUGUCUGAUGCAAGGCUCCUUCACCUCCUUUUGUCUUUAGAGAGAACAAGGCUGAAGCAGCUGAACGUGGGGCUCUGGCUUUAUGCGAGUGACGCAGGCGGACGUCCGUGAAGUACGCCUGUUGUCUGUGGGCCUGGAGAACGGGCUCCUGGGGCUUUAAGCGCGCCCCCAAGGGGCGGGGUCCAGAGCGGAAGCUGUGUCGCGGGGCACCAGUCUGGCAGGUCUAGUGCGGAAGUACGGAGUCCGGCCCUGCGACCAUGGCGCAGGAAGAGGAGGAUUUCAGAGAUUACAGUUUGACUGAGGAGCAGAAGGCGGUCAAGGCCAAGUACCCUCCAGUGUGUCGGAAGUACGAAUAUUUGGACCAUACAGCAGAUGUCCAGUUACACGCGUGGGGAGAUUCCCUGGAGGAAGCGUUUGAGCAAUGUGUGAUGGCCAUGUUUGGCUACAUGACAGAUACUGGGACUGUGGAACCCCUCCAAACAGUAGAAGUAGAAACCCAAGGAGAUGACUUACAGUCUCUUCUGUUUCACUUUUUGAACGAGUGGCUUUACAAGUUCAGUGCUGAUGAAUUCUUCAUACCCCGGGAAGUGAAAGUGCUUAAUAUUGAUCAGAAAAAUUUCAAAUUACGGUCAAUUGGGUGGGGAGAAGAAUUUUCGUUGUCCAAGCACCCUCAGGGAACAGAAGUCAAAGCGGUAACAUACUCGGCAAUGCAGAUCUACAAUGAAGAGAAGCCGGAAGUGUUUGUGAUCAUCGACAUAUGAGACACCGGGGAGGGGAUAAGACCCGGCGCUGCCCUGAAGGAAGGCCUCUCUCUCUCUUGAGAAAAUGCCAUGAUUUAAAUUCUGCAUAUCUGUUGAUAUAUGGAAAUUCACGAACAGAAAUUAAGUGUGGCUUUCAGAAAUGGAAAACGGGCACAGCCGUGGUCCCUGACUCCCACACUUUCAGACUACACACUUCUCACGGGGCAGUGACAGCUCCUCAGCUGACAGCUCCCCACUGGGGACAGGGCCCGCUGGCCUCCCAGCAGGCUGCAGUCCCUUCGGCAGGGCGCCAGAGACCCUCACUAAUGUAAGCGGCAGCCCAGGCCUGGAUCCCGUUUGAGGAAGGAUAAUUGCAAAAAUACAUGUUUACACCUGG